This is a messenger RNA of Lentinula edodes (shiitake mushroom), 825 nucleotides long. RefSeq lists its product as uncharacterized. Gene Ontology annotation, cellular component: cytoplasm; mitochondrion; membrane. Lineage: Eukaryota; Fungi; Basidiomycota; Agaricomycetes; Agaricales; Omphalotaceae. The transcript is spliced from 11 exons. The record is from RefSeq and is a predicted model, not a curated record. Bases 65 to 574 code for a protein of 169 amino acids.
GUAGCCCCGAGGUAAUUAUGCUAGCUCAAAAUGUUUGGUUUUUCUUUUGCUUAGCUUCGAACAAAUGUCAUCAAUACUUGGCCUCUACAGUGCUGCAUUCGCAAGACGUCCAAUGGCUACUCAAAGUGCUACCUCUGCUGUUAUUUUUGGUGCCGGAGAUGUUAUAGCUCAGCAACUGGUUGAUAGGAGAGGUCUUCGGAAUCACGAUCUUAUCAGGACCGCACGAUUUGUUUUCUACGGGGCGUGCUUUCCUUUUCGUGCUGUUGUUUACAAAGUAACCCUGGACCAGCUAGUUGCGGCACCUUUCAUUACAGUGCCCAUGUUCUUUGGUUCGAUGAGUAUUUUAGAAGGCCGUCCCGACGAAGCUAUUCCAAGGAUAAAAAAUUCCUACGUCCCAACAUUGACGCGCGGUUGGUGUCUUUUUAUACCUGCGCAAAUCGUCAAUUUUGCUUUUGUUCCGGUAUCGAUGCGCAUAUUAUUCUUCAGCACCGUUGCGUUAUGUUGGAACACCUAUCUUUCGUUCUUCAAUGCGGAACAAAGGCGACUGCAGGAGCAAUCCGAGAAUUUACCAUAACGUUGUCGCGAAUGUGGUCAAUGCCAACUAUUAUCCGUCUGACAGACGAGCGCAGAGUCACAAAACUAAUGGUGGAUUAUUCGUGAACCAUUUGACGUCCCUUUCUUGUCCGAUUGACUGCAUUUGACAUCCGAGUUGCUUCCGAAAUCUCUUCGCAGUACUUAACCAUAAUAUUCCGUGGCCACGAAACUUAUCGAAUAACUCUGGUUUACUAUGCAUUCCUAUCGCCUGGGCUCAGUGACCGCAAUAUA